This is a messenger RNA of Ceraceosorus bombacis, 626 nucleotides long. Lineage: Eukaryota; Fungi; Basidiomycota; Exobasidiomycetes; Ceraceosorales; Ceraceosoraceae. The record is from the annotation of a GenBank genome assembly.
AUGUCGUUGCGCCCCUCCAACCUGCUAAUGCUUUGUUGCUUGUUGUCAAUCAGCCGUCCCCGCUCCUCUGCAGGAUCUAUUCCUGAACAACCUCGUCGCUCUGAAAGUGGCUCCUCUGUGAGUACAUACGUGAUUCUCGACUUUCCAUACGGAAGAGAAGCUCACACCGGUUUGACGCACAAAUGCAUCCAGCGUCCGCCCUCUACCUACGCCAAUACUCAUGCGGUCAGCAUCGGGGAUGACCCACCUGCGGUAAGUAUCUCCUUGCCAAGGUCCUUUGUCACAAAGACUCAUCAAUGAUCUCUGAUUGUGCACAGGACACGACCACUCCCAUCAACUGGGAGCUGAACAGCAUGAAGGAGCGCCUUGCACGCGUCGAGGUCCACGUUAGCACCAUCUCUCUCACCAAGCGUGCAGUGGAGCACAAAAAGAAGUCCAAGCAACUGGAAAGCAAAUUGCAAGACCUUGAGCGCUGCGCCGCCACUGUGGACUUGCCCACCCUCACAUUGUGCCUUGAGCGUCUUGAGCUCACGGUCCAACAGCAGAAGACAAAAGUUAAUAUGUUGAUUGCCGCAAUGGCAAUCAACCUCGCCAUCCUGCUGGGUCUCGUGCUUCGCGCUCAUUGA